This is a messenger RNA of Striga asiatica, 1639 nucleotides long. The record is from the annotation of a GenBank genome assembly. Lineage: Eukaryota; Viridiplantae; Streptophyta; Magnoliopsida; Lamiales; Orobanchaceae.
CGAGUUUGUGCUCGAGCAGCUCGAAUUCCACUCAAAUUUGGUCAAACUUGAACUCGAAUCGAGUUUUGACUCAAGUGCUCGCGAACGGCGCAGUUCGGUUGCAGCCCUAACAGCUAGGUACAAACAUUUCCUCUAUGGUGAACAAAGUUCAAAUCCUCGAAUCGUCUUUCCUCUUUUAAGCACCUUUUGUUCUGUGGAAUCUUUUCUCCCAUCACCACCACGCCACCACCACCACCAAUGGCGGCCGUCGCCCGCCUCCUGCGAUCUUCGUCCUCGUCCCCCGCCGCCGCCUCCUGCUUCGCUCGGAGGUCGUUAUCCACCUCGGCCGCCACCGCCGAAUUGAGAUCGCAGCCUUCCCCUCCCCCUCGCGCGGAUCCCAAGCGCAGGAGCUUCCAGUGGGUGUUCCUGGGGUGCCCCGGCGUCGGAAAGGGCACGUACGCCAGCCGGCUGUCGGCGCUGCUCGGCGUUCCGCACAUCGCCACCGGCGAUCUGGUUCGCGAGGAGCUGUCUUCAUCUGGUCCUCUGUCGAAGCAGUUUGGUGUGAGUCGAUUAAACGGUGAAAAACCUGGUGUUGGUAGUAGGUACGAAGUGUACGUAACACUAGAUCUACUUGUUGUAUAUGUUGUACCUUUGGAAGUGAACUUGCUUGCAGAUGUUGUGAACCAAGGUAAAUUGGUAUCGGAUGAGAUCAUUAUAAACUUAUUGUCUAAGAGGCUUGAGAUGGGUGAAUCGAAAGGAGAAUCGGGAUUUAUACUUGACGGGUUUCCUCGAACGGUUAGACAAGCGGAAAUACUGAAUGAGGUAACAGACAUUGAUCUGGUGGUGAACCUCAAACUCCCAGAAAACGUGCUACUAGAGAAAUGCCUCGGGAGAAGGAUUUGCAGCGAAUGUGGGAAGAACUUCAAUGUGGCGUCAAUCAACGUGAAGGGAGAAAAUGGGAAUCCUGAUGUUAGUAUGGCCCCACUUCUUCCUCCUUCACAGUGUGUCUCGAAGCUCGUUACUCGCUCUGAUGAUAUUGAGACUAUUGUGAAAGAAAGACUUCGUAUAUAUAAUGAAAAGAGUCAACCUGUGGAGGACUUUUAUCGUGGCUUUGGGAAACUGCUGGAAUUUGAUUUGCCAGGCGGUAUCCCAGAAUCGUGGCCUAAAUUGCUUGAAGCUUUGAAUCUCGAUGAGAAUGAGGAGAAAAGGACUGCCACAGCUUAAGCAUGUUAUGAUCACUGUCAUGCUUAAAUUUUUUGCAGAAAACAGAAUAUUUUUGCUUUUUAUUUUUUCUCCUUUUCAUCUCUAUAAUGAAGGAAUAACAAAACAGUGGAGUAAACUGGAGUUCACUCAGGUCAAUGAGCCCGGUGGGUGGCUGCCUUUUACGCGUUGAAAUUCGAUGUUUUUAGUUGAACUUUUUCCUGUAGCAUUUUAUGAGUAAUUGUUGUGACAAAGUAUUUCAUUUUUGCAAAUGGCAACUGUAAUAAUUAUUCAAUUACAAUUGAAGGAGCUGAGGUAUGUUAUUUCUUGAUUACUGGUAGAUUAGUUGUGUAGCUUCUUUUUAGGGAUAAAAGUGAAAUAAAAAUGUGCUACAUGUUAUCAUCAGAAGAUCUAUAAUAUCUGAUGCUGAUGGGUAGUUGCAUAUAAUUAAUUGAUUAUA